This is a messenger RNA of Sesamum indicum (sesame), 900 nucleotides long. Lineage: Eukaryota; Viridiplantae; Streptophyta; Magnoliopsida; Lamiales; Pedaliaceae. The record is from RefSeq and is a predicted model, not a curated record.
AUGAUUCUUCUGAUGAUUUUGCUAAUCUGUGGCAUCAAAGGAGGAGCAGGAAGGCAUAUUCAGGCUCUGAUUCCGACGUUAGUGCUUCAGAUGAUUCACGAGUGGGUAGGGGCAAGAAACGGUCAGAGAAGAAGAGCAGGAAACAUCGCCAUGAAGCGGACUAGCUUCUACACAGUCUGUGAUGAUUCUUCUGAUGAUUUUGCUAAUCUACGGCAUAAAAGGAGGAGCAGGAAGGCAUAUUCAGGCUCUGACUCCGACGUCAGUGCUUCAGAUGAUUCGCGAGUGGGUAGGGGCAAGAAAGGUCUGAGAAGAAGAGCAGGAAACAUCGCCAUGAACAGGACUAGCUUCUACACAGUCUGUGAUGAUUCUUCUGAUGAUUUUGCUAAUCUACGGCAUAAAAGGAGGAGCAGGAAGGCAUAUUCAGGCUCUGACUCUGACGUCAGUGCUUUAGAUGAUUCGCAAGUGGGUAGGGGCAAGAAACGGUCUGAGAAGAAGAUCUGUGAUUAUUCGUCUGAUGAUUUUGCUAAUCUGCGGCAUAAAAUUAGGAGCAGGAAGGCAUAUUCAGGCUCUGAUUCCGACGCCAGUGCUUCAGAUGAUUCACGAGGGAAGUGUGCCUGUGGGCAUCAAGAAGAGCUUUAUUAUUGCUGCUCUUUUAAACUCAGUGUUAUUAUUGAAGCCAAGAAGGAUGCAUCAUUUCCUACCAUUUUGAUUUCCUUCCUGGUAAUAGCAGUCUGUGAUGAUUCUUCUGAUUAUUUUGCUAAUCUGUGGUUUAAAAGGAGGAGCAGGAAGGCAUAUUCAGGCUCUGAUUCCGACGUCAAUGCUUCAGAUGAUUCGCGAUUGGGUAGGGGCAAGAAACGGUCUGAGAAGAAGAGCAGGAAACAUCGCCAUGAAGAGGACUAG